AUGAUCGAAAUUGAAAACUCCCAUGGCUCGUUUGCCCCGACGAGAAAAGGUUCUAGGGCGAGAUGGUUCAUUUGCGGGGAGGACUAUUUCGUUGCGGUCAAGGAGGCGAUAGAUUCGGCCAAGGAAGAGAUCUUCAUCGCUGGCUGGUGGUUCAUGCCCCAAAUAGAACUGAUACGGACUGAGCAGCGAGUCACGUUGGAGAAAUCCCUGAAAGAAGCGGUCCGAAGAGGCGUCAAGAUUUUUAUCCUCGUCUUCAACAGUAACUUGGAGUACAUCCUCAGAUUCACUAGAUUCUACACAGCAGUCAAAAGAAAGAACAAGAUCUACCGCGAAAACUUGAUAGAACACAUCCGCGCGCAGGUUGUUGAUCAAAGUAUGGCGCUGCUGGGAGGCAUUGACCUUUGCAUAGGAAGAUAUGGGGAGCACGGCAAAUACUCGCUUUUUGACAGCUCAGAGGAGAAAUUCAAGGGAGCUGAUUAUUUCAAUUCAUUUGAGAAUCCCGACUGGGAAAAGCCUCGAAAAGAUUUGAAAAGGAUUCCGUAUCACGACAAUGCUUGCCAAAUAUUCGGCGAAAGUGCUCGCGAUCUCGCCGCGCAUUUUAUCCAGCGCUGGAAUUUUUCGAACGAGAAAAUCAACAGUUUCUGCUGUUUUCGUUUGAAUAAUACUCCGGCGCUUCAAUUAAAAUGCAUCGAAGCAGACUACAAUAUCGAGGAAAGAUACGGUGGUCAUUUCGAUCUUGCUACGAACGUGGAAAGUAUUCAAGUUCUCCGAUCUGCUGGAGAAUCUUCAACUGGUCUGAAAGAAAAAGAAUGCUCCAUCUACAAUGCUUACUGUGAAGUUAUCAAACAUUCAAAACGAUUCAUUUACAUUGAAACGCAAUGGUUUAUUUCUGACGCUUCUUUAUCUCAAAACUCGAGCAACAGAAUACAGAAUAAGAUCGCGGCUUCGAUUGCUUCAAGAAUAAUAACCGCCUUCGAGAAGGACGAAGAUUUCAAAGUUUACAUUGUGUUGCCAGAAGUAGCUGAUUUCUAUGGUAAAUUCGAAGACCGAAACACCCCAGAACAGGAGCUUUUCUUUCAUCUCCAGCGCCACAGCCUGACAGAAGGAGUUCACUCAAUCAAGCAUCAGUUAGAUCUGUACAACUCAAAGAUGAGUUCAGAAAAUCCUGAAAAACAAAUCGUUUUCGACAAUUACAUCACUAUCGCCGCAUUUCACAAAUGGGAAAAACAUAACAAUGAGCUUUUUCACUCGCAAAUUUAUGUUCAUUCAAAACUGAUGAUCGUUGAUGACGAGAGGUGUAUAAUUGGAAGCGCAAAUAUUCAGGACAGAUGUUUUCUCGGGGACAGAGAUACUGAAACUUCUGUACUUAUCAAUGGAAAGGAGUUCUGCAAAUCCUUCCGUCUCAAAAUCUGGUCCGUGGCUCUCGGGUCCUUGAACGGCCUGGAUCUUUGCCCGAGCAAAGACGAGUUUUUCUUCGAUCAUUGGAACAAAGUUGCCAACGCCAACUCUUCCGCUCUUUGGGAAGCCUUCCGCAACUUGCCACACGAUUCCAUCAAGGAGUACCUUAACGAUAAAGACCCUUCCUGGCAAAAGUGGAAAGAAGAAUACGAACACAAACAAAAACUUCCAACAGAGCAAAAACUCGAAGCCCUCAAAGACUACCAAGGAUUUCUCGUCAAAUACCAAAUUAACUUUGCUUCGAACAACAAAGAAAUCAAAACUUCUUCAACAAGUACAGAUCUCAUUCACAAAUUCACUGAAAUGUUCCUCUAA
Molecule: messenger RNA, 1773 nt
Organism: Oikopleura dioica
Lineage: Eukaryota; Metazoa; Chordata; Appendicularia; Copelata; Oikopleuridae
Source: the annotation of a GenBank genome assembly